This is a messenger RNA of Quercus robur (English oak), 1599 nucleotides long. RefSeq names its product UDP-galactose transporter 1. Gene Ontology annotation, molecular function: antiporter activity. Bases 328 to 1368 code for a protein of 346 amino acids. The transcript is spliced from 5 exons. The record is from RefSeq and is a predicted model, not a curated record. Lineage: Eukaryota; Viridiplantae; Streptophyta; Magnoliopsida; Fagales; Fagaceae. Gene Ontology annotation, cellular component: Golgi apparatus.
UUCGGACAUAAUUCCAAAUCCCAUGGCGUGAGUGAGAGAGGAGAGAACAAAAAAGAGAAAGAAACGUUUAGAAUAGAAUUUUCAACAAAACGAAGAAAGAAACCAAAUCUCACUCCAAUUACAAAUAGAAUAGGUACCUCCUCCACCGUUACGACCCUCCCUCACAUUUUUCCCAAUUCUCUCUCUCUCUCUGUUUUUUUAGGUUUAGCAGCAGCAGCAGCACUUCACAGCUCUCUCUCUCUCUCUCUCUGUGCUGGGUCUGUGCUGGGUCUGAGUGCUUGUGAUUUUGAGAAUUUAUCUCUGGUGAUCUGCGUGUCUCCAGAGAGAAUGAUGGAGGAAACUAAGUUGUUACAGUGGAGCGUGAUUAGAUCUCUUCUCGCUAUUCUUCAAUGGUGGGCUUUCAACGUCACCGUUAUCAUCAUGAACAAGUGGAUCUUCCAGAAACUGGAUUUUAAGUUUCCUCUAUCAGUAUCAUGUAUUCAUUUCAUUUGCUCGGCCAUUGGAGCGUACCUCAUGAUCAAAGUGUUUAAGGUUAAACCACUUAUAACGGUUGACCCUGAAGAUCGCUGGAGAAGAAUAUUUCCCAUGUCAUUUGUGUUUUGUAUCAACAUCGUGUUGGGGAAUGUGAGCUUACGUUACAUCCCAGUUUCGUUUAUGCAAACAAUAAAGUCAUUCACUCCUGCUACCACAGUUGUUUUGCAGUGGCUUGUUUGGAGAAAAUACUUUGACUGGCGAAUUUGGGCUUCUUUGGUACCCAUUGUUGGAGGAAUUCUUCUCACAUCGGUUACAGAGCUUAGUUUUAAUAUGUUAGGAUUCUGUGCUGCCUUAUUUGGUUGUCUUGCUACUUCCACAAAAACUAUCCUUGCAGAAUCUCUGUUGCAUGGAUACAAGUUUGACAGCAUAAACACAGUGUACUACAUGGCACCUUUUGCAACCAUGAUUUUGGCAGUACCUGCAAUGCUACUCGAAGGAAAUGGCGUUUUGGAAUGGCUUCACACCCAUGAGUCUCUUUGCUCAUCCCUCAUCAUUAUUUUCAGCUCCGGAGUGUUGGCUUUCUGUCUUAACUUCUCCAUCUUUUAUGUGAUUCACUCCACAACUGCUGUCACAUUCAAUGUUGCUGGAAACCUUAAGGUUGCAGUUGCUGUCCUUAUUUCUUGGCUGAUAUUCCGAAACCCAAUUUCGGGUUUGAAUGCCGUUGGAUGUGCCGUGACACUUGUUGGAUGUACAUUCUACGGAUAUGUGAGGCACUUGCUCUCACAACAGCCACCAGGAACCCCUACCCCUCGAACACCCCGUACACCCCGGACACCAUUAAAUCGGAUGGAGCUGCUCCCCCUUGUAAAUGAUAAAUUAGAUGAUAAAGUCUGAUUCUGAGAUGAUGUUGAAUGUGAGGAUCCUGGAAGAGUUUAAUAGGGGGAAAAAAAGGUACAAAAGAAAAAACAGACACGUCUCUUUGUUCUGUAAACUUGCAUCAGUUCACUAGAAAAUUUUAAUAUAUGCAUUUUACCUCUCAGAACUAGAAACUUCUUCAGGUUCUUAUAUAUAUUGCUAUUUUUGGCCUGAAUGUAUUGAGAAUUAUAAUCCGUUGCCAUUGAUUCA